Messenger RNA from Ustilaginoidea virens, 453 nucleotides. RefSeq lists its product as uncharacterized. The record is from RefSeq and is a predicted model, not a curated record. The transcript has 2 exons. NCBI's taxonomy places the organism in Eukaryota, Fungi, Ascomycota, Sordariomycetes, Hypocreales, Clavicipitaceae. Bases 1 to 453 code for a protein of 150 amino acids.
AUGAGUCUCCUUUUCUCGAUUUUCCCUUCCCGUCACCCCCAAGACAGACCUAAGGAGAAAGCUCAAAAGACUACCGACUUUUCCCUCUCGCUAUUAACACCGAUCAAUAUGCCAUACAUGGUUCGUCAUUCUGAUUCCGUUACUGAAACGCCGCAAACAACAAACCAAACAGUAGUUUUCGCGCAUAUAACAGAGCCAACCAUAAGCAGACAAUCAAUAAACCGGGAUGCCCUUCGUGGUCGUGACUGCGCUCACCAAAAAGCGCCUGCGAAACAAAUAUUCGUCUCGGCGCAGGUAGUAAAGACACGCACGAAAUCAUCAAAUCUCGAUUCCUCGUACACUCAUGCCUCGUUGAGCAUCGUCGCCCAACAAAACAACAAAGCCAAGUUGCAAUCGAAGCUGGGUCAUGCUCAAGACAAACGGGGUAUCCUCAAGAGCACAAAAGUCUUCUAA